Messenger RNA from Morone saxatilis (striped sea-bass), 696 nucleotides. It is a transcript of the gene hes3, whose product is annotated as hairy-related 3. Gene Ontology annotation, cellular component: nucleus. Bases 1 to 696 code for a protein of 231 amino acids. Lineage: Eukaryota; Metazoa; Chordata; Actinopteri; Moronidae. Gene Ontology annotation, biological process: regulation of neurogenesis; regulation of transcription by RNA polymerase II; anterior/posterior pattern specification. The transcript has 4 exons. The record is from RefSeq and is a predicted model, not a curated record. Gene Ontology annotation, molecular function: protein dimerization activity; RNA polymerase II cis-regulatory region sequence-specific DNA binding; DNA-binding transcription factor activity, RNA polymerase II-specific.
AUGGUGGCUACGACAGACAGCGCAGAAAAGUCCAAACCCAUCGCUGGAAGCAAGGUGUCCAAACCACUCAUGGAAAAGAAACGAAGAGCUCGCAUCAACAAGUGUUUGGACCAGUUAAAAUCUCUUCUGGAGAACUUCUACAGCACUAGUAUUCGAAAGCGCAAACUGGAAAAGGCCGACAUCUUGGAGCUCACUGUGAAACACCUAAGGAACCUCCAAAAGAUCCAGAGCUGCGCCGCUGCUUCCGAGUUUUCCGAUUUUCAAACUGGCUUCCGCGGUUGUCUGGCAAACGUCAACCAAUAUCUGCUGAUGGCAGACAACUUGAACGGGAGCGACCGCUGGACGUUAUCGCAGCUUUCCACUAAACUCAGCCACAGAAACUCAGAACUCUUCAGCACCAUGGACAGCGGCACGGGCAAAGCUGAGACACAGGAUGAGGAGCGGACACUUCUCCCAUCGGCAGCCGGACCUGAGGAGAGAAACACGGCCAUAUCUAAAGCUCGGAAACCCAAAAGCACAAGCACGUCUCCUUCUUUACCGAGUGAAGACGCACGGCAGCCAUCUAGAAACAAACAUCCUAUCAUUGUUGCGUCGCCCACACAAAAUACUCAUGAAAAAAGUCACAAAAUGUUUAACUCUGUCAGUCACAGGAAUGAAGUUGCAAACACUCAGCACAACGUGUGGCGACCUUGGUAG